AUGGGUGAAUCUAGACAAGAGCUUCUGGCAUGGCUGAACAGCCUGCUCCAGCUGAACAUCACAAAGAUUGAGCAGUGUGGAACUGGUGCUGCGCUAUGCCAGAUCUUUGAUUCGAUAUUCAUGGAUGUGCCCAUGUCCCGAGUCAAGUUCAAUGUGAACAGUGAAUACGCAUACCUCAACAAUUUCAAAGUCCUGCAGAACGUCUUCACCCGUCACCAGAUUGUCAAGCCCAUCCCCGUCGAGUCCUUGACCAAGUGCCGCAUGCAGGAUAACUUGGAAUUCCUUCAGUGGGUGAAGAAAUACUGGGAUCAGCACUAUCCCGGCGGUGACUACGAUGCUGUCGGCCGUCGGAAGGCUUCUGGUGCCCCUGCCGGCGCAGCUCCCGCAGCUGCGCCUCGGGCAUCGUCAUCCAGCUCUCGUCGGGGUGUGACGCCCACUACAAGUGCUGCUCGGGCUCCUCGGGCGGCUGCUGGCGCCGGCGGUGGUGCCAUGACUGCCGCUCUUCAGCAAGAGAUCGCCACGCAGAAGGAAGCUAUCGCUGGUCUUGAGAAGGAGCGCGACUUUUACUUUGCCAAGUUGCGCGACAUUGAGCUUCUUUUGCAGACCGCUAUUGAGGAGAACCCCGAGAUUGAGAAGGAGGAGGAUACACUAGUGAAGCACAUUCAGGGUAUUCUUUACUCGACCGAGGACGGAUUUGAAAUUCCCGCGGAGGAUGAGGAGGCUGCGGGCGAAGAGCUGGAGACAUUCUAA
This is a messenger RNA of Penicillium diatomitis, 750 nucleotides long. It is a transcript of the gene eb1, whose product is annotated as microtubule-binding protein BIM1. Gene Ontology annotation, biological process: protein localization to microtubule plus-end; regulation of microtubule polymerization or depolymerization; spindle assembly. Gene Ontology annotation, molecular function: microtubule plus-end binding. Gene Ontology annotation, cellular component: microtubule plus-end; spindle midzone; microtubule organizing center. The record is from RefSeq and is a predicted model, not a curated record. NCBI's taxonomy places the organism in Eukaryota, Fungi, Ascomycota, Eurotiomycetes, Eurotiales, Aspergillaceae. The coding region runs from base 1 to 750 and encodes 249 amino acids. The transcript has 6 exons.